AUGAGAGACGGACAAGGAGAGAGCCCUGGCAGAGACCCUCCUCCCUCCUGGUACCACCAGGGCCUACAGGGACAAGGAGAGAGCCCUGGCAGAGACCCUCCUCCCUCCUGGUACCACCAGGGCCUACAGGGACAAGGUGAGAGCCCUGGCAGAGACCCUCCUCCCUCCUGGUACCACCAGGGCCUACAGGGACAAGGUGAGAGCCCUGGCAGAGACCCUCCUCCCUCCUGGUACCACCAGGGCCUACAGCCCUGGCAGAGACCCUCCUCCCUCCUGGUACCACCAGGGCCUACAGCCCUGGCAGAGACCCUCCUCCCUCCUGGUACCACCAGGGCCUACAGGGACAAGGAGAGACCCUCCUCCCUCCUGGUACCACCAGGGCCUACAGCCCUGGCAGAGACCCUCCUCCCUCCUGGUACCACCAGGGCCUACAGCCCUGGCAGAGACCCUCCUCCCUCCUGGUACCACCAGGGCCUACAGCCCUGGCAGAGACCCUCCUCCCUCCUGGUACCACCAGGGCCUACAGGGACAAGGAGAGAGCCCUGGCAGAGACCCUCCUCCCUCCUGGUACCACCAAGGCCUACAGGGACAAGGAGAGAGCCCUGGCAGAGACCCUCCUCCCUCCUGGUACCACCAGGGCCUACAGGGACAAGGAGAGAGCCCUGGCAGAGACCCUCCUCCCUCCUGGUACCACCAGGGCCUACAGGACAAGGUGAGAGCCCUGGCAGAGACCCUCCUCCCUCCUGGUACCACCAGGGCCUACAGCCCUGGCAGAGACCCUCCUCCCUCCUGGUACCACCAGGGCCUACAGGACAAGGAGAGAGCCCUGGCAGAGACCCUCCUCCCUCCUGGUACCACCAGGGCCUACAGGACAAGGAGAGAGCCCUGGCAGAGACCCUCCUCCCUCCUGGUACCACCAGGGCCUACAGCCCUGGCAGAGACCCUCCUCCCUCCUGGUACCACCAGGGCCUACAGGACAAGGUGAGAGCCCUGGCAGAGGCCCUCCUCCCUCCUGGUACCACCAGGGCCUACAGGGACAAGGUGAGAGCCCUGGCAGAGACCCUCCUCCCUCCUGGUACCACCAGGGCCUACAGGGACAAGGAGAGAGCCCUGGCAGAGACCCUCCUCCCUCCUGGUACCACCAGGGCCUACAGGGACAGGAGAGAGCCCCUGGCAGAGACCCUCCUCCCUCCUGGUACCACCAAGGCCUACAGGGACAAGGAGAGAGCCCUGGCAGAGACCCUCCUCUCCUCCUGGUACCACCAGGGCCUACAGGGACAAGGAGAGAGCCCUGGCAGAGACCCUCCCUCCCUCCUGGUACCACCAGGGCCUACAGGACAAGGGCCUACAGCCCUGGCAGAGACCUCCUCCCUCCUGGUACCACCAGGGCCUACAGGACAAGGAGAGAGCCCUGGCAGAGACCCUCCUCCCUCCUGGUACCACCAGGGCCUACAGCCCUGGCAGAGACCCUCCUCCCUCCUGGUACCACCAGGGCCUACAGGACAAGGAGAGAGCCCUGGCAGAGACCCUCCUCCCUCCUGGUACCACCAGGGCCUACAGGACAAGGAGAGAGCCCUGGCAGAGACCCUCCUCCCUCCUGGUACCACCAGGGCCUACAGGGACAAGGAGAGAGCCCUGGCAGAGGCUCGUCAUUGUUGGUAA
Molecule: messenger RNA, 1662 nt
Organism: Coregonus clupeaformis (lake whitefish)
Lineage: Eukaryota; Metazoa; Chordata; Actinopteri; Salmoniformes; Salmonidae
Product: basic proline-rich protein-like
Exons: 2
Coding region: 1-1662 (553 amino acids)
Source: RefSeq, a predicted model, not a curated record